GGUAAAUUGACCAAGAGAAAGUGAAAGUGACUGGCUCAAAACUGAGCUGCUCGUCAACUGUCAUAGCGAAGCUGGACUGAAAAGUUUUCAGCAUUUUGUGGACUUGUACGAUUUUAUCUUUCGUCUCUUCGUGGUCCUGAGUCACUUGUUAUGGUGAACAGCAGGGUGGAGGCGCCCGCAGUGGCAGUGAUGGGCAGCGGCGAGUCGACAGCAGGAAGGUCGUGCGCAGGAUGCGGAGGUCGAAUCGUGGAGCGUUUCCUCCUCUUCUCCAUGGAGCGGUACUGGCACACGCGCUGCCUAAAGUGCUCCUGCUGCCACGCUCAGCUGGGCGAAUACAGCAGCACCUGCUACAGCAAAGGUGGCAUGAUCCUCUGCAAAAACGACUACAUCAGGCUGUUUGGGCACAGUGGAGCGUGCAGUGCUUGUGGACAAUCUAUCCCUGCUAGUGAAAUGGUGAUGCGGGUCCAAGGAAACGUUUACCACCUGAAGUGUUUUAUUUGUGCAACCUGCCGGAACCGCCUGGUCCCCGGUGAUCGCUUUCACUACAUCAACGGAACCAUCUUCUGUGAGCACGAUCGGCCAGGAGAUGGACUGCUCAGUGGACAUCCGACUCAACUGCAGGCAAACAGUCUGAUGUCUGAUCAAAAGGUUUGCUGAAGAACAGGAUGGAGAAACAAAGGUGUGCCUUCUCCUCUGAAAGAGUUCAUUGCUUCAUUCAGGACGGUUGAACCACACGGCUGCCAUCGGGACAUCGAAAAAAAACCAACGUUUCGUUGCAGGGAUUGCAAUGAAAUUGCCAAACAAAUAAGGAGGCAACACUGAGGGCAGAAAGUGAACUCUUUUUCCAAAAUGACAAGCGAGCAUUUCUUGGUUUCGAGAAAAACGUACGUUAUGGCUGUUGUGAGUGAUAAGGUUCCUUCCUUGAAUGUGUUGGUCUCAAAGUGGCGAAUUAUGGAACCAUUCAAGCCUUAUUCUGAAUUGCAGUUUGCGUAAUAACAUCAGAAACUAAAAGACACAUCCAUUGAAGUCCAGCGCUUAUCCUCUUCAUCGUUGAGUUUGAACGGAUGGCUGUGAAAAUAGAGCAUGAUCUGUAAAAACACGACUUUUGUUCUGAUGCUGGCAGCUGGAACGUCCGUGUAUCCCAUACGCGACGUGAUUUAAUUAAUACCUGUCAAGCAGGGGUGUCCAAACGUUUUCCACCGAGGGCUACAUCCUGAAAAAUGUAAGAUAUGCUAAGAGGUCAUAUACAAGUAUGUGGCUUUUCAACACAACAGAGGCGGAGCGAGAAAAAACACACACAGGACUGGACUUAUUAUCUUAUGAUGGAUUAUUUUGCACUUGAAUUUGAAGUGAUUAUUUAUGUAUUUAUUUAUUUAUUUAUUUAGUUCUUUAUUAUUGAUUUGGUAUUUAUUUAUUCUUAUUUUUAUUAUCGCUCUUAGCUUGCUUGGUUUGUUUUAUUUUUAAGUGUUUAAGAUUAUUAUGACAUUUUUGCAGAGCUGCUGGAAAUGUGAAUAUCUCUUGGAGAUUAAUAAAGUCAAUAUCUAUCUAUCUAUCUAUCUAUCUAUCUAUCUAUCUAUCUAUCUAUCUAUCUAUCUAUCUAUCUAUCUAUCUAUCUAUCCAUCCAUGUAAAAACUGCAUCUCAGCUUUGUGAUAUACAGCAGGUGAAAAAGUCGAUUAUUAGUAUCAACUCUGCUCUUUUUUCCUAUUUUUUCUCUUGUUUUUUUUUCCUCCCAAAUAUUUCAACUUGCUUCUUCAAUAGAAUUUUCCUUUUUGUAAUA
Molecule: messenger RNA, 1778 nt
Organism: Dunckerocampus dactyliophorus (ringed pipefish)
Lineage: Eukaryota; Metazoa; Chordata; Actinopteri; Syngnathiformes; Syngnathidae
Gene: lmo4la
Product: LIM domain only 4a
Exons: 5
Coding region: 151-657 (168 amino acids)
Source: RefSeq, a predicted model, not a curated record